CCCCGCUCAAAACCAACUACUUCCAAGAAUCCCCGUCCGAAAACCAAGAAUACACCCAAGAACUAUAUAUAAAAAAAAUCCCCCAACAACAAGCUUCUAACCAUGCCUCCAUUUGCCGCUGAACAAAUCCCCACCGCCGCUGCCCCUUUGGCCUUCAAGGUCAACAGCAAGAAUGUCCAGUACACCGAUUCGCACAUCCUUGCCGACUACGUCUAUGAGAAUGCCACCGUCUCCAAGGGCAUCGAUGGAUCGUACUCCGUCAACCCCACCUCUGUCAAGUACACUUUCAAGACCGACCUCAAAGUUCCACGUGUAGGUCUCAUGAUGGUUGGAUGGGGUGGAAACAACGGAUCGACCUUGACCGCCUCCAUCAUUGCUAACCGCAGAAAGACAACCUGGAAUACCAAGGAGGGUCUCCAGGAGCCCAACUACUAUGGCUCCGUCGUCCAGGCUUCGACCUUGAAGCUGGGUGUUGAUGCCAAGGGCAAUGAUGUCUACAUCCCUUUCUCCGACAUCCUUCCCAUGGUCCACCCCAAUGAUCUCGUCCUUGGCGGCUGGGACAUCUCGUCCUUCAACCUCGCUGAUGCCAUGGCUCGCGCUCAAGUCCUCGAUUACGAUCUCCAACGUCAGCUUAAGGCUGAGAUGGCUACUCUCAAGCCUCUCCCUUCAGUCUACUACCCUGACUUCAUUGCUGCCAAUCAGUCUGACCGUGCCGACAAUGUUAUUCCCGGAACGAACAAGCAGGCUCAUGUCGAGCAAAUCCGCGCCGAUAUCCGCAACUUCAAGGCUGCCAAUGACUUGGACAAGGUAGUCGUUAUCUGGACUGCCAACACCGAGCGCUUCUCUUCCCUUUUAGAUGGCGUCAACGACACUGCCGACAACUUGCUCAAGUCCGUCAAGGAGUCGCAUGAGGAAGUUUCACCUUCGACCGUUUUCGCUAUUGCCUCGAUUCUGGAGAACACUCCUUUCAUCAACGGUUCGCCCCAAAACACCUUUGUUCCUGGAUGCAUCGAGCUUGCUGAGCGUCAUAACGUUUACAUUGGUGGUGAUGACUUCAAGUCUGGCCAGACUAAGGUCAAGUCUGUCCUUGUUGACUUUUUGGUCAAUGCCGGUAUCAAGCCCAUUGCUAUCUCGUCCUACAACCAUCUUGGUAACAACGACGGUAAGAACUUGUCUGCACCUCAGCAGUUCCGUUCAAAGGAGAUCUCAAAGUCGAACGUUGUUGACGACAUGGUCGCUGCCAACCACCUCUUGUACAAGGAGGGUGAGCAUCCCGAUCACUUGGUAGUCAUCAAGUACAUCCCAGCUGUGAAGGAUUCGAAGCGUGCAUUGGAUGAGUAUGUCUCUGAGAUUUUCAUGGGAGGUCGCAACACCAUCUCGUUGUACAACACCUGUGAGGACUCACUCUUGGCCUCGCCUCUCAUCUUGGACUUGGUCAUCUUGACUGAGCUCAUGACCCGUAUUGAGUACAAGACUGAGGAGAUGACCAAGUUUGCUCCUUUCAACUCGGUCCUUUCGAUCCUUUCCUACAUGCUCAAGGCGCCCAUGGUUCCCCACGGUACCCAAGUUGUUAACGCUCUUUCGAAGCAGCGCUAUGCUAUGGAGAACAUCUUCCGUGCCUGCGUUGGUCUCGCUCCCCAGAACGACAUGCUUUUGGAGGCCAAGACCCAGGCCAAUCGCCACUAGGCAGUUUCCAAUAAAAUAAAAUAAAAAAAAAGUCUGACUUUUUGUUUUAAACUUUUAUCAUAUACAUUUGUGUAUAUUUUUUUGUUUCAAUAUUUAAUGAUGCAAUAUAAUAAUAAAUGGGAG
This is a messenger RNA of Lobosporangium transversale, 1809 nucleotides long. RefSeq lists its product as hypothetical. The transcript has 2 exons. Bases 103 to 1686 code for a protein of 527 amino acids. Gene Ontology annotation, biological process: phospholipid biosynthetic process; inositol biosynthetic process. NCBI's taxonomy places the organism in Eukaryota, Fungi, Mortierellomycota, Mortierellomycetes, Mortierellales, Mortierellaceae. The record is from RefSeq and is a predicted model, not a curated record. Gene Ontology annotation, cellular component: cytoplasm. Gene Ontology annotation, molecular function: inositol-3-phosphate synthase activity.